CGGAAUAGCCUACACUUGUCGUAAAAGAGAGUAAAUUCGAUUUAUUUGGAUAUGCGGACACUUGGAAACAUAUGGCGGAGUCGGAGGGUAUGUAAUAGCACUCACUAACACGAUGUCUUUGCUGGGAUAAAGGAUGAAGUAAUGGUCACUUCAGAAUGCCGGCUUGCGCUGGAGAGAGAUGUAAACCCAGCGCCUACAUACCUGUGGCCACCGCCGCCUGUCUCCUGGUGGGAUCCUCAACUUUAUUUUUUGUGUUCACGGGCCCUUGGUUGGCGGAGCGGAUCUGCCUGGCAGCGCCAAUAUGCACUGGUGUCGUGUUCUUUUUCGUGUUGGCCAACUUCAGCAUGGCAACGUUCAUGGACCCUGGUGUACUGCCAAGAGCCAAUGAGGAUGAGGAUAAGGACGACGACUUCCGGGCGCCCCUGUACAAGAACGUGGAGGUGCGUGGCGUGCAGGUGCGCAUGAAGUGGUGCACUUCCUGUCACUUCUACAGACCGCCGCGCUGUUCACACUGCAGUGUGUGCGACCACUGCGUAGAGGAUUUUGACCACCACUGUCCAUGGGUCAACAACUGCAUUGGGAAAAGGAACUACCGCUACUUCUUCCUCUUCCUGCUGACCCUUAGUGUCCACAUGUUGGACGUUUUCGGCUUUGGGCUUCUGUAUGUGUUGGAACAUCUGGAGGACCUGUGGGCUCUGGAAGCUUCCGUCACUGUGGUUGUUAUGAGCAUCUCGGGGCUGUUCUUUCUGCCAGUCCUGGGGCUGGCCUGCUUCCACCUGGUCCUGGUAGCCAGAGGGCGGACGACAAACGAGCAGGUGACGGGGAAAUUCCAGGAAGGAGUGAACCCUUUCACCAAAGGUUGCUUUGGCAAUGUGGAAUCUGUUCUAUGUAGUCCCCUGAGCCCAAGGUACAUCGUGAAGCGGAGAAAGAAGACUCCUAUUAGAAUCCAGCCACCUUUCAAGAGGCCAGAAAGUGACAGAGAAACUCCUGUUAAAAUUAGGGACAAUGGAAUCCAAACUAAUAUCCUUCCAAAUAAGGCUGUCGAAGGAGUGGAUGUGCCAGAUAGCAAGCGGCUCAACACCCCUCCUCCCCUGCCACCCAAACCUGACCCUGUCCUCCUGAGGAACCACUUGGCUGCCUUGGAAGAGAGCCUCUUGCAUAGCAGGUCCUCCUUCCCCUCCGCCCAGCCCACAGGGACACUGCGUCCCUCCCUGAACCACCUCUCCAAGCUCGGCCCCCUCUCCUCCAGGGAAGAAGUCCGGCAGACUAUGGAGUCAAUGACGCAGACUGGCGUGCGGCCUCAGGACUUCUCUUCUGACCCCAGCUUGGGCUUCCCGUCCAGCACGCUGCCCCUGAACUCCCUCACCCUCAACUCACGCUCGCUCAGCCUCAAGCAUGCCCACCGCUACCGCGACCGGCCCUCGCUCUCCUCGCAGACCUCCGAGGGUCUGACCUCCUUGGGCCCCGCGUCGUCCGCCUCGCAGAGCCUUCGCCUCUCCCCGAGCGCGCUGACCAGCCGCGGCAGCAGCCUCUCCUACGACAGCCUGCUGGGCACCCCUGGGGAGAUCAACGGCUCCCAACGAGGGCUUCCCCUGCUGGGCUUCCAGGUGCCCUACCUCCCCCUGGACUCUGGGGGCCUGGGCCUGUCCCGGGCGUCUGAGAUCCAGCGCCACUCGCCGCACACGCGCAGCCCCGUCUUCAUGGGCGUGAGCCGCCAGUCGCCACAGCCACGCGAGCCCUCGCCCGUGCGCUACGACAACCUGUCCAAGGCCAUCAUGGCGUCCAUUCAGGAGCGACGCGAGCUGGAGGAGCGGGAGAGGCUCAUGCAGCUGCCCCACGCCGGCCCCACCAGCCCCGCAACCGCGCCGGGCUACGUCACCCCCGACACCGGGGUGUACGACACGCCGAGCCGCCGCAGCCUUCCGCUGGAGGGCCUCCGAGGCCCACCGUCACGCGGUCCGACUCCGCCGGCAUACGGCUCGCGGGAGUUCCUGAUGAGCAGCGCGGCGUACGGCUACGGCAGCCGCAUGGGCCUGUCCAGCUCGUCCACGUCGUCGCUGUCCCGUGCGGCGGCGGCGCCGCGCAUCUCCUGCUCCUCUACGUCCUCGCUUUCGCGCACGCCCCGCAACUCCUGCUCGUCCACCUCGUCCCUCUCGCGGGCGCCCCGGACCUCUGGAUCGCCGCUCCAGUCGCACCCUCAGGGCAGUGGGGGCGACCGCUCACUCUCCCCGGCAUACCCCUCACUGGAACGGCAACUCCAGCAGUCGCCCUCCGCCCUGCUCUGCUCCCCGACCUCCUACACCACCCCCCGAGGCCUCGCCUUCAUCUCUGACACUGAAGCCCCAGACCAGCCCCCCUCAGAUGGACUACAGCGCUUUGAGAGUUGACUUUGACAUCUAAUAUGCACUUCCAUCUAUUUUCUUGACCUGAACCCUCUUAUUUUCAUCUACAAAAUGGACUUAAAUAUGCAUCAGAACUGGAGAUUCAGAACUGGACAAUAUGGAGAUUCUGGGCCUACCCUGGGAAAUAAAUGGUUAUGGUAUUUGGAGUGGGCACUUUAAAGAUUUAGAGGUCUAAAAUGGUCAAACCUCUACACGGGAUACCCUAACAUACUUAAUUCUACUGAGUAGUUAAUUUGGUAUCCUUCUCCAUCUUCACAAAGCACAAACAUUUAUUGACACUAUAAACAGAUAUAAUAUAAGAUCACAUGAAUAUAAUUUUAAUUCUAAUUUGAAUUCUGCCUCUAUAAUUCUACCCCCUACAAUUCUACUGUAGUUAUACAGUAGGUGAACCACUCAUACAAAGCAGUUGUAAGAUCUGAUCCCCUUCAAUUCUAGAUAGAAUUGCAGACUUUUUGCAGAAAUAUUCUAGAACCUGAUAUUUCACCCUCAGAGGGAAAACAAAAAGCAUAAACCUCUCUUCCCAAUUCUUAUUUUGAUGGACAAGACCUGACAUUAUUGUUCUUCUGAAAAGACUGCUUACUGAGAUUAUGUAGCAUACUGUUGCCACUUUGGGCAUAAACGGCUGCCUGUAUGUGGUUUGGGACUGAUUAUCAAAAGCUAAAGGGAGCAGUUAAUUUUUAAGCAUUUGUGUUUAUGUUUGUGUUGUACAUUUUUUAAUUAUUUGAUUGUGUCCAGUGUUUUCA
Messenger RNA from Alosa sapidissima (American shad), 3145 nucleotides. It is a transcript of the gene zdhhc8a, whose product is annotated as zinc finger DHHC-type palmitoyltransferase 8a. The transcript has 10 exons. Lineage: Eukaryota; Metazoa; Chordata; Actinopteri; Clupeiformes; Clupeidae. The coding region runs from base 156 to 2387 and encodes 743 amino acids. Gene Ontology annotation, molecular function: palmitoyltransferase activity. Gene Ontology annotation, biological process: protein palmitoylation. The record is from RefSeq and is a predicted model, not a curated record.